Messenger RNA from Pipistrellus nathusii (Nathusius's pipistrelle), 1572 nucleotides. NCBI's taxonomy places the organism in Eukaryota, Metazoa, Chordata, Mammalia, Chiroptera, Vespertilionidae. The record is from the annotation of a GenBank genome assembly.
AUGGCUGCCCUGACGACGGUGGUGGUGGCGGCGGCGGCAACGGCGGUGGCCGGGGCUGUGGCGGGGGCGGGCGCGGCCGCCGGGAGCGGCGUGGGAGCAGCGCCGGUGCCGCCACAGAAUGAUGGCUGUUUUGGUACUUCAGGUGGAAUUCGUUCUUUUCAGCUUCACAACUGGAAACAGAAAGUUAGUCAGCCUAAGAAAGCAGAAUUCAUACGCACAGCAGAAAAAUUUAAAAAUCUAGUUAUUAACAUAGAAAAAGAUAAACACAGUCAUUUCUACAACCAAAAAAGUGACUUCAGAAUCGAGCAUAGUAUGCUGGAAGAAUUGGAAAAUAAAUUGAUUAACAACAGGAAAACAGAAAGAUCAAAAAUCCAGCAACAAUUGGCCAAAAUACAUAAUAAUGUAAAGAAACUUCAGCAUCAGUUAAAAGAUGUGAAGCCUACACCUAGUUUUGUUGAAAAGCUCAGAGAAAUGAUGGAAGAAAUCGAAAAUGCAAUUAACACUUUUAAGGAGGAGCAGAGAUUAAUAUAUGAAGAGCUUAUUAAAGAAGAGAAAAUAACUAAUAAUGAGUUGAGUGCCAUCUCAAGGAAGAUUGAUACAUGGGUUUUGGGUAGUUCAGAAACAGAUAAAGCUUUCAGAGUGAUGUCAAGCAAGGUGCCUGUAGACAAAGUAGCACCAACUACUCUUCCAGAGGAAGUGGUGGAUUUUGAAAAAUUCCUUCAGCAAACAGGAGGGCGACAAGGGGGCUGGGAUGACUAUGAUCACCAGAACUUUGUAAAGGUGAGAAACAAACAUAAAGGGAAGCCAACAUUUAUGGGAGAAGCCCUAGAACACCUUCCCGGAAGAACACAGGAUGAAGUUGAACAGCAUGAGAAAUGGUAUCAAAAGUUUCUGGCCCUAGAAGAAAGGAAAAAAGAGUCUAUUCAGAAUUGGAAAACUAAAAAGCUGCAAAAAAAGGAGGAAAUUUUCAAGGAAAAGGCAGAGGACAUGCCUAUGCUUUUUCAAAGCAAACAAGAAGAUAAUCAAAAGCUAAAAGAGGAACAAAGAAAGAGGCAGAAAUUGGCAGUGGAAGCUUGGAAAAAACAGAAAAGUAUAGAAAUGUCAAUGAAAUAUGCUUCCCAGUUAAAAGAAGAGGAAGAGAAAGAGAAAAGGCAACAGAAAGAGCGCCAACGCCAGUUUAAACUAAAAUUACUACUAGAAAACUACACCCAGCAGAAGAAAGAACAGGAAGAAUUUUUAAGACUUGAAAAGGAGAUAAGGGAAAAGGCAGAAAAGGCAGAAAAAAGGAAAACGGUUGCUGAUGAAAUUUCCAGAUUUCAAGAAAGAGAUUUGCGUAAACUUGAACUGAAAAUUCUUGAUAGACAGUCAAAAGAAGAUGAAAAGGCAGAAAAACAAAGAAGACUGGCAAAAUUAAAAAAAAAGGUUGAAAACAAUGUUAACAGAGAUCCUUCUAGGCUUUACAAACCUACCAAAGGCUGGGAAGAACGGACCAAAAACUUAGGACCAACAGGCUCUGGGCCACUUCUACAUAUCCCACAUAGGGCUAUUCCAACCUGGAGACAAGGACUUUAG